Molecule: messenger RNA, 913 nt
Organism: Suillus bovinus
Lineage: Eukaryota; Fungi; Basidiomycota; Agaricomycetes; Boletales; Suillaceae
Exons: 5
Coding region: 151-633 (160 amino acids)
Source: RefSeq, a predicted model, not a curated record
UGAUGGCUUUGCUAGAGGCAGAGGUGAGUUGCUUGUUAUCUACCCCAGCUUCCAUCCAGCCCUAACCAAGUGAUAUGCCAAAUCCGUUCUUGUCUUUCCUUUAUCCUCCUCAUAUGAUGACCUGCAUCGCACUGUCCAUGAAUCUGGAUCAUGCAGUCGAGUAUACCCCCCAGCGAACAAAGCAUCUCCCAUAAUGGGCGCGAACUUACAGAUCCAAAAGCUACCAUCCGGGCGCUCGGCGUGGGCGAGCACGCUAUGCUCCUCUUACGCAGGCGUGUCAACGUCCCCGGGCCCGAAGGCAGACCUAUAGAACAAGAUGCUGAGAUGAUGAGAUUGCAAAUCCUUGGAGAUCCACAACUUAUGAGACAAUUACAAGAUACGCUACCGGAAAUAGCGGCCGCUGCCCAAUCCAACCCCACACGUUUCGCAGAGCUCUUGCGACAGCAACGGGACCGCGCACAACAAGCUGAGCUUGGUCGGCAGCGCGAGAUUACAGCUCUUAAUGCUGACCCGUUCGAUGUCGAGGCGCAGCGUCGUAUCGAAGAAGCUAUCCGUCAACAGGCAGUCAUGGAAAACAUGGAGCAUGCACUUGAAUAUUCCCCGGAGGCGUUUGGGCGAGUGACUAUGCUUUAGUGAGCGCUUGUCCGACGUCAGAGUGUAAAUGUGCUGAUGGACGGUAGCGUGCCGGUGGAGGUGAACUCGCAUCCCGUGAAGGCGUUUGUAGAUAGCGGAGCGCAGCAGACAAUCAUGAGCCCUGAAUGCGCAGAAGCAUGCGGGAUAAUGCGUCUCAUUGAUGGACGAUUUGCAGGCAUCGCACGUGGAGUGGGGACUGCAAAGAUUCUGGGACGCGUGCAUAGUGCACAGAUGCGACUUGCAGACUUGCAUCUUCCGUGUUCCUUCACGAUAAUGGAGG